Larimichthys crocea (large yellow croaker) is the source of this 2695-nucleotide messenger RNA. RefSeq names its product splicing factor 3a, subunit 1 (gene sf3a1). Lineage: Eukaryota; Metazoa; Chordata; Actinopteri; Sciaenidae. The coding region runs from base 105 to 2459 and encodes 784 amino acids. The transcript is spliced from 16 exons. Gene Ontology annotation, cellular component: U2-type prespliceosome; U2 snRNP; catalytic step 2 spliceosome. Gene Ontology annotation, biological process: mRNA cis splicing, via spliceosome; regulation of alternative mRNA splicing, via spliceosome. The record is from RefSeq and is a predicted model, not a curated record. Gene Ontology annotation, molecular function: RNA binding; protein binding.
AAGUACUACAAGUCCCAGAAUGCUUUGCGGGCGUGUCACCGGAAGUACUAGGCGUCCAUUGGGUGAACGAAAGCGCGACGCAGUCAGCUUCGGAAGAUACAGCCAUGCCGCCCGGGCCUGUUCAGAUCGUUCAGCCGGAGUCCAACAACAAGAACGAUGCCGUUGAUGAAACCCCAGCUACUAAACCCAUCGUUGGUAUCAUUUAUCCACCUCCUGAGGUCCGAAACAUAGUCGACAAGACAGCCAGUUUUGUCGCCAGGAACGGGCCUGAGUUUGAAGCAAGAAUCCGUCAGAAUGAGAUCAACAACCCAAAGUUUAAUUUCCUCAACCCUAAUGACCCGUACCAUGCCUACUACCGCCACAAGGUCAAUGAGUUCAAGGAGGGGAAAGCACAGGAGCCGUCUGCGGCCGUGCCUAAGGUUAUGCAGCAGGCCAUGCAGCAGUCCCAACAGCUUCCUCAAAAAGUUCAGUCACAGGUGAUUCAAGAGACAGUUGUCCCCAAAGAGCCGCCUCCUGAGUUUGAGUUCAUUGCGGAUCCUCCGUCAAUCUCCGCAUUCGAUCUGGAUGUCGUGAAGCUCACAGCCCAGUUUGUCGCUCGUAACGGCCGCCAGUUUCUCACUCAGCUCAUGCAGAAAGAACAGAGGAACUACCAGUUUGACUUUUUGCGGCCGCAGCACAGCCUUUUCAACUAUUUCACCAAACUGGUUGAGCAGUACACAAAGAUUCUGAUCCCUCCCAAAGGCCUCCUGACCAAGCUGAAGAGAGAAGCUGAGAAUCCAAGAGAGGUUAUGGACCAGGUGAGGUACCGUGUUGAGUGGGCGAAGUUCCAGGAGCGUGAGAGAAAGAAGGAGGAGGAGGAAAGAGAGAAAGAACGUGUGGCGUACGCCCAAAUCGACUGGCAUGACUUCGUAGUGGUUGAGACGGUGGAUUUCCAGCCCAACGAACAAGGCCACUUCCCCCCGCCUACCACACCAGAGGAGCUCGGCGCCCGCAUCCUGAUCCAAGAGCGCUACGAGAAGUACGGAGAGAGCGAGGAGGUGGAGAUGGAGGUUGAGAGCGAGGAUGACGACGAUGACCGGGAGGAUAGGAACAACGGGCAGCCUUCACAGCCUGAUCAGGACACACAAGUGCAGGACAUGGACGAGGGAUCUGAUGAUGAUGAUGAUGGCAUGAAGGCUCCACUGCCACCAGACAACCCUAUGCCACCCCCACUGCCCCCAACUCCAGACCAGGUUAUUAUUCGCAAAGACUACGACCCCAAAGCUUCCAAGCCUCAGCCCUCAGUUGCAGCUCCGGAUGAGUACCUCAUCUCACCAAUUACCGGUGAGAAGAUCCCAGCCAGUAAGAUGCAAGAGCACAUGCGUAUCGGUCUCCUGGAUCCACGCUGGCUGGAGCUCAGGGACCGCACUAUCAGAGAGAGGCAGACUGAGGACGAAGUCUACGCUCCUGGUUUGGAUAUCGAGAGCAGCUUGAAGCAGCUGGCUGAGAGGCGUACCGAUAUCUUCGGUGUGGAAGAGACGGCCAUCGGUAAGAAGAUCGGAGAAGAAGAAAUCCAGAAGCCAGAGGAGAAGGUCACUUGGGAUGGACACUCUGGAAGCAUGGCUCGUACCCAGCAGGCAGCGCAGGCCAACAUCACCCUGCAGGAGCAGAUCGAAGCCAUUCACAAGGCCAAAGGACUGGUGGGAGAGGAUGACACUAAGGAGAAAAUCGGCCCGAGCAAGCCGAGUGAGAUCCAUCACCAGCCUCCGAUGCCCUCGUCUUCGUCCAUUUUGCCUAAACCCAGUCCUCCAAUCACAUCAGUGCCUCGCCCACCUUCCACUCUGGCACCUCAAGUGCGCACCACUCUGCUGUCUGCUGUCCCUGUGAUACCGAGACCGCCCGUGUCUCCUGUGGUGCACCUUGCACCAGGACAGGUCAUAGCAUCAAUGCCUCGUAUGAUCUCUGCUCCCCGCAUCAACGUGGUCCCCAUGCCACCGUCAGCGCCUCACAUUAUGGCGCCCAGACCACCUCCCAUGGUUGUGCCAGCUGCGUUUGUUCCCGCUCCACCAGUACCACAACCGCCGAGCUCUGCUCCUGCACCGCCAUCCCACCCACCUCCACCUCAUGAUGAUGAGCCAGUCAGCAAGAAGAUGAAGACAGAGGACAACCUUAUUCCAGAGGAGGAGUUCCUUCGUAGAAAUAAGGGUCCUGUGGCGGUUAAAGUUCAAGUACCCAACAUGCAGGACAAGACCGAAUGGAAGCUGAAUGGCCAAGUGCUGAAUUUCACUGUCCCACUCACAGAUCAGGUGUCUGUCAUUAAAGUCAAAAUCCAUGAAGCUACCGGCAUGCCAGCAGGGAAACAGAAGUUGCAGUAUGAGGGUAUUUUCAUCAAGGAUUCCAACUCUCUGGCUUAUUACAACAUGAACAACGGUUCGAUCAUCCACUUGGCGCUGAAGGAGAGAGGUGGAAGAAAGAAGUGAGCCCUGCAGGAAGACUUGUGGAUGUUGUGUCACUCCUUCCUGUCAUGCUAUUUUAGUUUAACGACAAUUAUUAUAAUGCAAAUUUGUGUGAAGAGUAUAAUUUCCUAAAUGUUAGAAUGCUAAAUGAAUUAUACUGUAACACUCACAGGCACGGCUUCAUGAUCAUAACUAACUUGUACGACAAUGUAGAGCUCUGUAUUGUCUGUUCAUCUGAAUAAAGGAAUUUAAAAAAUCCA